Eucalyptus grandis is the source of this 2003-nucleotide messenger RNA. Its product is annotated as guard cell S-type anion channel SLAC1. Bases 79 to 1830 code for a protein of 583 amino acids. Gene Ontology annotation, molecular function: voltage-gated monoatomic anion channel activity. Lineage: Eukaryota; Viridiplantae; Streptophyta; Magnoliopsida; Myrtales; Myrtaceae. Gene Ontology annotation, biological process: intracellular monoatomic ion homeostasis; stomatal closure; transmembrane transport. The record is from RefSeq and is a predicted model, not a curated record. The transcript is spliced from 3 exons. Gene Ontology annotation, cellular component: membrane.
GAAGAACUUACAAAUACUACCAAUUCGAACCAAACACUGUGUCCUCGUUCUCUUCUUUGCUUCCGUUUGUCUGGGGGAAUGGAUACUCGACCGCUGAAUUCUCCCCGCGCCCAUCUCGUCGACAUUCACGAAGUCCUCCAGGAAGAAGAAGCGGAACAAUCGACUGCAGGAACAGCUGCAAAUGCAGAACACAAGCCCGAUGGCAACAAGCGCGCCAGCCGAGCAGCAAAGCUCCGAGACUCGAGGAGGCAACAGCGGACUUUAAGCAGGCAAAUCUCGCUGGAAACGGGGUUCUCGGUGCUCAACAGAGAGAAGCGCAACGACCCCAACAAUGGAGGCGGCGGCCAGAGGAAGGUGCUCUCGAGGAGCGGGGUGAGCUUCGGGGGCUUCGACUCCGCGAUGAAAGGAGCAGGCGGCGGCAUGGAGGGAGGAAUGAGGAAGGCGGACUAUAGCUUGUUCAGGACGAAAAGCGCGCUGAGCAAGCAGAACUCACUGAUGAAGUCGAGGAAGGAGAGAGAGGCGUUGGCAUCGGCCGUGGACGAGCAUAUGCAGAAAACCCAGGGUUUUGUGGAGAAUAGGGAAGACGAGUCGGUGAACAAGAGUGUGCCUGCUGGGAGGUAUUUCGCUGCUCUUAGAGGACCUGAGCUUGAUGAAGUCAAGGACUUUGAAGACAUCCUCCUCCCAAAGGACCAACCUUGGCCCUUCCUCCUCCGCUUCCCCAUCGGUUGCUUUGGUAUCUGCCUCGGCCUUAGCAGCCAAGCCGUCUUGUGGCGGUCCCUCGCCACAAGCCCCGCCACUCAGUUCCUCCACAUCUCGCCCUUCAUCAACCUCUCGCUCUGGCUUCUCGCCCUUGCCGUCCUAUUCUCCGUGACCGUAACCUACCUCCUCAAGUCCAUCUUCUACUUUGAAGCCGUCCGCCGGGAAUACUUCCACCCGGUCCGCAUCAACUUCUUCUUCGCCCCUUGGGUGGUCUGCAUGUUCCUAGUCAUCGGGGCACCGCCUGUCCUAUUUACCAAACCGCCCCAUCCCGCAAUAUGGUGCACAUUCAUGGCCCCUUAUUUCUUCCUUGAGCUCAAAAUUUACGGGCAAUGGCUAUCUGGGGGGAAGCGGCGGCUUUGCAAGGUCGCAAACCCUUCCUCGCAUCUCUCGGUGGUCGGGAACUUCGUGGGGGCGAUCUUGGCAGCAAAGGUCGGGUGGAAGGAGCCCGCCAAGUUCUUUUGGGCGGUCGGGUUCGCGCAUUAUCUGGUGCUUUUCGUGACAUUGUACCAGAGGUUGCCUACAAGUGAGGCUUUGCCUAAGGAGCUGCACCCCGUUUAUUCCAUGUUCAUCGCGGCUCCUUCAGCUGCAAGUAUUGCUUGGGAUGCCAUUUAUGACGAGUUCGAUGGCUUGUCCAGGACUUGCUACUUCAUUGCCUUGUUCCUCUAUGCGUCACUGGUGGUGCGGAUCAACUUCUUCACGGGGUUUAGAUUCUCUGUGGCAUGGUGGUCUUACACAUUCCCAAUGACGACAGCGUCGGUGGCAACAAUCAAGUACGCAGAGCAUGUCCCUUGCACCAUGAGCAAAGGCCUCGCGCUCGCCCUUUCGUUCACGUCGUCAACGAUGGUUGCCCUACUGUUUGUGUCAACGCUCCUCCAUGCCUUUGUUUGGCACACGCUGUUCCCCAACGAUCUCGCCAUUGCAAUAACCAAGAAGAGGCACGGUGGCAAGGAGAGGAAGCCCAUCAAGCGAGCCUACGACAUAAGGCGAUGGGCGAAGCAGAGCACCCUGCCCUUCGCCUCGAUCAUACGGAAGCAGAGCUCGGGAAGCAAGGACGAAAACGAAGCGGAGUAGAACUUCGAAUUUCGCAGGGAAUUCGAAUUUCAAAAUAGAGAGAGCGAAGGGACUUCAAAUUUUGAUAUGAAAGUUGGUGUCGCACUGAAUAGUACGAAGAUGUUAGAUAAAGAGAACUCGAUAAAGAGAACUCUCUAAGUUCAGGUUCUGAAUGAAUGAAUGAGACUUAUACC